Molecule: messenger RNA, 1908 nt
Organism: Panicum virgatum (switchgrass)
Lineage: Eukaryota; Viridiplantae; Streptophyta; Magnoliopsida; Poales; Poaceae
Product: tryptophan decarboxylase 1-like
Exons: 1
Coding region: 204-1763 (519 amino acids)
Biological process (GO): amino acid metabolic process
Molecular function (GO): pyridoxal phosphate binding; carboxy-lyase activity
Source: RefSeq, a predicted model, not a curated record
CUUCCAAGUCUCACCAUUUGAUGAGAUAUUGCUAGCUGUCACGUUGUGUCGUCGAUCUCCGAUCCUUCUCGCAGUAUCGUUGAACGACCGAUCGAUCUCAAGCUCCUUCUAGCUGCUAGAUCGAGCUUGCUGCUAUCUUUUUCGAUCGAUCGAGAAGUAGUAGCUAGCUAGUAACGAUCCACUAACUAGCUCGAUUGAUCGACAUGAGCAGCCUUGACACCAACCCUGCCACCUUCUGUACCGGCGAUGCCGAUAGCAGCUUCCAGCCUCUCAACGCCGACGACGUCCGCUCCUACCUCCACACGUCCGUCGACUUCAUCUGCGACUACUACAAGUCCGUCGAGUCCCUGCCCGUGCUCCCCAGCGUCGAGCCCGGCUACCUGCGCCGCCUGCUCCAGCCGGCCCCGCCCACCUGCUCCGCCCCCUUCAACGUCACCAUGAAGGAGCUCCGCGAGGCCGUCGUGCCCGGGAUGACGCACUGGGCCAGCCCCAACUUCUUCGCCUUCUUCCCGUCCACCAACAGCGCCGCCGGCAUCGCCGGGGAGCUCAUCGCCUCCGCGAUCAACAGCGUCGGCUUCACGUGGCAGGCGUCGCCGGCGGCCACCGAGAUGGAGGUGCUCGCGCUCGACUGGCUCGCGCAGCUCCUGCGCCUGCCCCCGAGCUUCAUGAACCGCACGGGCGCCGCCGGCCGAGGCACCGGCGGCGGGGUCAUCCUCGGGACCACCAGCGAGGCCAUGCUGGUCACCCUCGUCGCGGCCCGGGACGCGGCGCUGCGCCGGAUCGGGUCCGACGGCAUGGCCGGGAUCACGCGGCUCACCGUGUACGCCGCCGACCAGACCCACUCCACCUUCUUCAAGGCGUGCCGCCUCGCCGGGUUCGACCCCGCCAACGUCCGCUCCAUCCCCACCCGCGAGGAGAAGGACUUCGCGCUCGAGCCGGAGAGGCUGCUGGAGGCCAUGGAGGCCGACGCCGCCGCCGGCCUCGUGCCGGCCUACGUCUGCUGCACGGUCGGCACCACGUCCUCCAACGCCGUGGACCCGGUGGGCGCCGUCGCCGACGUUGCCGCCGGGUUCAAGGCCUGGGUCCACAUCGAUGCCGCCUACGCCGGCAGCGCGUGCAUUUGCCCCGAGUUCCGGCACCACAUCGACGGCGUGGAGCGCGUGGACUCCAUCAGCAUGAGCCCGCACAAGUGGCUGAUGACGUGCCUGGACUGCACCUGCCUCUGGGUGCGCGACUCCCUGCGGCUCACCGGCUCGCUGGAGACGACGCCCGAGUACCUCAAGAACGACGUCAGCGACUCGGGCAUCGUCACCGACCUCAAGGACAUGCAGGUGGGCACCGGCCGGCGCUUCCGCGGCCUCAAGCUCUGGAUGGUCAUGCGCACCUACGGCGCCGCCAAGCUGCAGGAGCACAUCCGCAGCGACGUCGCCAUGGCCAAGAUGUUAGAGGGCCUGGUGCGCGCCGACGACCGGUUCGAGGUCGUCGUGCCGAGGAACUUCGCGCUUGUCUGUUUCAGGAUCAAGCCCCACGGCGGCGCCAUGGCGGAGGACGAGGCCGAGGAGGCUAACCGCGAGCUCAUGGAGCGCCUCAACAAGACCGGCAAGGCGUACCUGGCGCACACGGUGAUCGGCCGCAAGUUCGUGUUGCGGUUCGCGGUAGGGUCGUCGACGCAGGAGGAGAGGCACGUCCGGAGCGCAUGGGAGCUCAUCCAGAAGACCACCACUGAGAUGAUGAUGGAGGCAACGGAGAAAUUAAUAAUGUAGGGGAUUGGUGUUGAUGAUCGAUAGUUGCUUAAAUUGUUUGUACUGUUUCGAUGUGUUUUUUGCCAUUAUUGUACGUUGUUGUAAGUUGUGAGGAAAGCAAGGGUAUAGUCCAAUAAAGCCUUUAUUAGGCUGUUGUGUUCAAUUA